This is a messenger RNA of Drosophila kikkawai, 610 nucleotides long. Its product is annotated as probable insulin-like peptide 2. The record is from RefSeq and is a predicted model, not a curated record. Gene Ontology annotation, cellular component: extracellular region. Gene Ontology annotation, molecular function: hormone activity. Lineage: Eukaryota; Metazoa; Arthropoda; Insecta; Diptera; Drosophilidae.
UCCAAGCACAUACAAAAACCAUGUGCAGGAUUCUCUCCAUUAUCUCGAUGCUCGCCGUGCUGUGCCUGGGUUGUGCCUCGGCGCAGUAUUCGUAUGAGAAGAUAAGGCUGUGCAGCGACAGACUCAACGAUAUACUGAUGGCGGUGUGCGAGGAAUUCAAUGGAAAUACUCCACAAAAGCGAGGAUUGAUUGGCAGCGACCAGGAUCCCCUCGAUCCCAUCCAGUACGUGGAGAAUACGGAAUCGCAUCCGCUCUUUAGGGGACGCUUUCAUGGCGGAGAUGGUGCCCUCAACUCCCUGGCACCCAUUCGGCGGCUGACGCGGCAGGGAAUUGUGGACAGAUGCUGCAAGAAUUCCUGUCAUUAUUCCGUAGUCGGGGAGUACUGCUCCGUUGCCCGCAUCUAAUUCUCUGGCUCUCUGGCUCUCGUUCCCUUUGACCUUUUGGCUGUCAUUUCCUGAGCGUCCCUGAACUUGAAAGGAAAGCAACCAUUUCCAAGGAUAUAUACUACCGUUUAGAAGAUAUUGUUAGCCUUUCGUUGUUAUCGCUUAUGAAAUGUGUGAAUAUAAUUAAAAAUAAUCAGCUUUGGGCAUUAGCAAAACCCUUACAAAUA